AUGGCGUCGUCGGCGAUGAUUGAAGUAGUCAAGAACGCGCUGGAGGAGAUCGUCAAGGACCCGCGAUACCAUGAUCUCUUGUCGCUGAUCAAGACGGCGCGCAAUGGCGCAGUCUACGGAACCAAAGUGCGGUUUCCGCACGCGCUGGUGAUGAUCUUCCUCUUCCGCUCUGGAACAUUCCGACACAAGGCUGGAUUGGUAUUACGAGCGACAAGACACCAUGCGAGCAACCUAGCGCGAUUCGCCGUCAUCUACAAGCUGACCAUGUUGGCGCUCAAAUACUUUGGCUCUACGCCCGGCAAGGAGGGUACCUACGACUCGUUCGUCGGCGGCCUCGUCGGAGGCUACUUUGUCUUUGGCGGGCGCUCCAAGCGCACAGGCAAGAUCUCGUCAGUCAACCAGCAGAUCGUCAUCUACGUCUUUGCGCGCGUCAUGCUCGCCCUCGCGCGCAUCGCCGUCAAGCCGGGCCACGGGUUCCCCGUCGUGUCCUCGGAGCCGCUGCACUCGACCAUCAGCCACUACGCCUGGCCGGCGUUUGCGUCGCUGUCGUGGGCCAUGGUGAUGCUUGUGUUCCGCUACCACCCCGAGGACCUGCAGUCGAGUCUGCGGUCCAGCAUGACGUACAUCUACAAGGACUGCAACGACUUUGACUCGCUCCGGACCUUGCUCUGGCAUAACAAAUAG
Messenger RNA from Fusarium keratoplasticum, 684 nucleotides. RefSeq lists its product as uncharacterized. The transcript is spliced from 5 exons. The record is from RefSeq and is a predicted model, not a curated record. Lineage: Eukaryota; Fungi; Ascomycota; Sordariomycetes; Hypocreales; Nectriaceae. Gene Ontology annotation, cellular component: peroxisomal membrane. Bases 1 to 684 code for a protein of 227 amino acids.